Molecule: messenger RNA, 920 nt
Organism: Harpia harpyja (harpy eagle)
Lineage: Eukaryota; Metazoa; Chordata; Aves; Accipitriformes; Accipitridae
Product: mucin-3B-like
Exons: 7
Coding region: 1-624 (207 amino acids)
Source: RefSeq, a predicted model, not a curated record
AUGGUACCUGUGAACCUCCCAGCAAGGGCACGGGGAGGAGUUGGGCGUGAGCUGUGCUUCGACUCCUCCGACGUGGUGGUCGGCAACAGUUCGCUCAACUUCAGUGAAGAGGCCUUCUGCCGGCAGAUAGUGCCUGAGGGCUACCAGGACUAUUACUUUCCCAAUCUGACGAACUCUGGUUUCUACUGCAUAUCCAACUGCACCCCGGGCACCCCCGGCACCAUCAACUGCAACAAGGGGCAGUGCCAGCUCUCCCUGAGGGGUCCACAGUGCUUCUGCUAUGAGACUGAUAUCUACUGGUACCAAGACGAUCACUGUAAGACCCGGGUCAGCAAGCUGGCGGUGGGGCUGGGCUUGGCCGUGGCGGUUCUGGCCACGAUGGUCAUCGUACUCUCCAUCUUCCUCUUCCGAGCUCAGAGGACCAGAAGGUUUUACAGCACCCAGAAGACAAUGAAGCAGAGGUGGUACGAGGACACGGCCCAGGCGUGGAGCCUGCCAGGAAGCUUCACCUUCCAGAACCAAGACGCCCAGCUUGAGGACAACUUUUGGGUCAACCUUGACUCCGUGGACACGUCGGCACCGCAGGUCCAGGUCUCGAGGCCAAAGUUUGUCACGCAGCAUUGAGCCGUUGUAGGGUGGGGGGCACCAGGAAGGUCAUUUCCACCCCCCCGCCAUGGGCAUCGCUGCCAGGACGGGGGUCUGCCCCAGCACUGUGAGAGAGCCCGGACCCUCUUUGGGGUGGGGAGGUCCUUGACCCCGUACCGGGGGUCCUUGUCCUGUUCUUGGGAGCACUUUUAGGGUGGUGACCCCACUUUUUAGGGUGGUGACUUCACUAAUUAUCAUGACUGGACAGGUCAUGACCUCACACUUGGUGGCACUUUUGGGCCAUGACCUCACCUCCAGCAUCAUGUCCUCGCUUC